Molecule: messenger RNA, 1904 nt
Organism: Pezoporus occidentalis (night parrot)
Lineage: Eukaryota; Metazoa; Chordata; Aves; Psittaciformes; Psittacidae
Gene: WNT4
Product: Wnt family member 4
Exons: 5
Coding region: 120-1175 (351 amino acids)
Biological process (GO): canonical Wnt signaling pathway; neuron differentiation; multicellular organism development
Cellular component (GO): extracellular region
Molecular function (GO): cytokine activity; frizzled binding
Source: RefSeq, a predicted model, not a curated record
GCUGUUGCUCCUCCUGCCCCGCUCCCACCUGCGGCGGCGGCUGCCCCGGCCCCGGCGGACGGACCGGGGGGGCUGCCGCCGCCGCCGGCGCGCUCGGUCUGUCCCUGCCGCCCUCCAGGAUGAGCCCGGAGUAUUUCCUGCGCUCCUUGCUGCUCAUCAUCCUCGCCACCUUCUCGGCCAACGCCAGCAACUGGCUGUACCUGGCGAAGCUGUCUUCGGUGGGGAGCAUCUCCGAGGAGGAGACCUGCGAGAAGCUGAAGGGCUUGAUCCAGCGCCAGGUACAGAUGUGCAAGAGGAACCUGGAGGUGAUGGACUCGGUGCGGCGCGGAGCCCAGCUGGCCAUCGAGGAGUGCCAGUACCAGUUCCGCAACCGCCGCUGGAACUGCUCCACACUGGAUACCCUGCCUGUCUUUGGCAAGGUGGUAACGCAAGGGACACGGGAGGCAGCGUUCGUCUAUGCCAUCUCUUCGGCAGGGGUGGCCUUCGCAGUGACCCGCGCCUGCAGCAGCGGCGAGCUGGACAAGUGUGGAUGUGACCGCACGGUGCAGGGGGGCAGCCCGCAGGGCUUCCAGUGGUCGGGCUGCUCUGAUAACAUCGCCUACGGCGUGGCCUUCUCACAGUCCUUCGUCGACGUCCGCGAGAGGAGCAAAGGGGCCUCUUCCAACAGAGCCUUGAUGAACCUGCACAACAACGAGGCAGGCAGGAAGGCGAUCCUGAACAACAUGCGGGUGGAGUGCAAGUGCCACGGCGUGUCCGGCUCCUGCGAGUUCAAGACGUGCUGGAAAGCCAUGCCCCCCUUCCGCAAAGUGGGCAACGUCCUGAAGGAGAAAUUCGACGGUGCCACGGAGGUCGAGCAGAGCGAGAUCGGAUCCACCAAAGUGCUGGUGCCCAAAAACUCCCAGUUCAAGCCGCACACGGACGAGGACCUCGUCUACCUGGACUCCAGUCCCGACUUCUGUGACCACGACCUCAAGAACGGCGUGCUGGGUACCAGCGGCCGGCAGUGCAACAAGACCUCCAAGGCGAUCGAUGGCUGCGAGCUGAUGUGCUGCGGCCGGGGCUUUCAUACGGACGAGGUGGAGGUUGUGGAAAGGUGCAGCUGCAAAUUCCACUGGUGCUGCUCCGUCAAGUGCAAACCCUGCCAUCGGGUGGUGGAAAUCCAUACGUGCCGGUGAUGCACGGCGGGGAGCGCCCUGCUUCUCCCUUGCCCCACGGCCAGGACUGAGGAAGGAACCCAGACGCUGCAGGGAGAGCGCAGCUCUUCACAGAGACAGAGCCCCAGAGGAAAACAGAUUUUAAAGGAAAAAAAAUAUUUAAAGUUUCAAAAAAACUGAGCAUUCUUGGCUUCUUUUUGAUGAUGUUCUGUUCGCUUGCUUUAGUCAUUGCUGAAGCCAGAGCCCCUUGGUGCCCUGCGCCAGCAGGGAUGCAUCUGCGCUCAGUGGCUGGCUGGGGACCUGCGUGAUGCUGCUCUCAUCAGACGUGCUCCUGCUGACUCGGGAGCGCUGCAGACAGGAGGUGUUUAAGCCGGGGCUGGCGUUGGGUGCUCGGGUAUCUUCUGCUGCAGUUGUUUUUGUGUCUUUAAGCAACCCAGGGCGCUGCUGGCCUUGGCUGAGCCUGGGGAGGGGAUGGAGCUCAGCCAGCGCCUGCAGCCCUGCAUAGGAUGAGCAGAUGGUGACAGGGUGGCACUGUCCCCAGGAGGCAAAGCUCAGUGCAGGGUGAUCCCCAUGAAGGGGAUGCAGGGCAUUCCUGCAUCCCCCUGUUGCAGGAUGCUCCAUGGCCUGCUGGGCGUUGGAUGGAUUUGGAGCAGCUCCAGUGGUCGCUCUGAUUUACAGUGACCUCAGCAGCUGCCCAGGGCGAUCGGAGGACGCAGUGUUCCCACCAUGCUCUCCUUCCCCUUGCAAGCC